AUGGCUGCCAACCACCCUAAACACCCCACGUUCUGCACUGCUCGUAGGGCACACUUCUUCUCAGGCUCUAGCUCAGUAGGACAGACUGUCCACAAUAUCAUCACGGCUAAGAUAAGUCGUAAACGGUGUGUGAAGGCCACCAUAGGUUAUGGCACAAAGCUUUCUGCUUGGACCAACGUCCGGCGAGAACAUUGGGAAGGUGAUUUGGCUGUGGAAGGACACCUCCCUGCUUGGCUGAGCGGCACGUACCUAAGGAACGGGCCUGGUCUUUGGGACGUCGGCGAGCACUCGUUCCACCACAUAUUCGACGGGUACGCCACACUCCUAUGCCCACGCAAGCCUGGAAGCCUGCUCGACCGCCUGCGCAAUGUCAUCGGGCUCAGCAGCGGCGCAAUGCUGUCUGACAACGCCAACAUCUCUGUGUUCCCCCUCGGCGACGGACGGGUGAUCUGCCUCACCGAGACCACCAAGAGCUCCGUUCUGAUAGACCCGGAGACCCUCGACACGAUCGGCAAGUUUCCUUACGCCGAUAGGUUAUGGUGCCCGUUACAGUCCACUCACCCCGUUGUGACACGGAACGAGUUUCUGACGCUGCUCCCGGACCUCUUCCGGCGUGGCCACCGUAUCGUCAGGAUGGCAGCUGGGAGCAACGAGAGGAAAGUUCUAGCGAGGGUGCAUUGCCGUGGAGGGAUGGCACCAGGGUGGGUGCACUCAUUUGCCGUCACGGAGAACUACAUCGUCGUGCCCGAGAUGCCGCUCCGGUACUCGAUCACUGCCGUGCUCACUGCCGAGAUGCCGCUCCGAGGACGACGACUUACUUCCUUUCUGGGGAACAAUGAGGAAAUCACCGUCUGCGUUGCAAGGCUCAUCCGUCCAUAG
Messenger RNA from Panicum virgatum (switchgrass), 879 nucleotides. RefSeq names its product carotenoid cleavage dioxygenase 8 homolog A, chloroplastic-like. Gene Ontology annotation, biological process: carotene catabolic process. NCBI's taxonomy places the organism in Eukaryota, Viridiplantae, Streptophyta, Magnoliopsida, Poales, Poaceae. Gene Ontology annotation, cellular component: chloroplast. Gene Ontology annotation, molecular function: carotenoid dioxygenase activity. Bases 1 to 879 code for a protein of 292 amino acids. The record is from RefSeq and is a predicted model, not a curated record. The transcript has 3 exons.